Messenger RNA from Juglans regia (Persian walnut), 1569 nucleotides. Its product is annotated as zinc finger protein CONSTANS-LIKE 16-like. The transcript has 3 exons. The coding region runs from base 457 to 1356 and encodes 299 amino acids. Gene Ontology annotation, cellular component: nucleus. Gene Ontology annotation, biological process: regulation of DNA-templated transcription. The record is from RefSeq and is a predicted model, not a curated record. Gene Ontology annotation, molecular function: protein binding. NCBI's taxonomy places the organism in Eukaryota, Viridiplantae, Streptophyta, Magnoliopsida, Fagales, Juglandaceae.
AACAUAUUUUGAGACCCGAAUUCGGGACCGUAGCAGUGCUCAUCUGGAUAACAACACAAUCCAGUCCCUCACCCAAUCCUGUCAGCCCACAUGUUGAUAAAGCAUUCUAUCACAUCAUCGUACAGGCUCCAAGCCUUGGCCCCCACAAAAAGUCUCUCACUUUUUUCUCGCUUUUUCUUCAACCGCCCACCUUGGAGCGAGGAACCCGUGGCAAGUUGAACCAGAAAUUAAGAGAGCUUUUGAACGUGUGUUUGUGUGUGAGUGUGAUCUGAGACAUGUGCAACAAGAACAGGCCCCCGGAUAUGAAAGCUACGUCUCGGACCAAUAAGCAAUAGAGAGAAAGCCAGACAACAACCACCUAAACCCGCUCGGAAAAUAAGAACCAAGACCAGAAAGCCCAAGUUCCUCAGUCUCCGCCUAACGCUCCCCCGAGAAAACUCACAAAACUCCACCCAAAUGGCCCGCAACCACCGCGAUGAUCACCAGCACCAACUGAACCUGUUCCCUUUACACCCAGAAAGCCUCGUUGAAGACAAAGACAUACACGACGAGAACGUGGCCUUCCUCUUCGACUCCGAGCCAGGCGCCACCCUUAACAGCCUCCUAGCGGGAGCUUCGUGCUCGGAGGAGGACUGCCUCUCUGCCCCGCCAUCGCUAACGUACGCCAACAGCAAACAGGAUAACGACCAAUUAGGUGAUGUUGUCGGUGGCAAAUCCGGCAACAGUAGUACUUGUGCGAGCUCGAAGCUGGUACGAGCGGCCAUGAGGAACAAACAGAGGGAACCGAGCGAGGAAAAGUGGGUGUGUUACUCAGAGUUACUGGUGGAGAAGAAGGAGGUGGAGGCCGAGGUGAGUAGCUGCGCGGCGGAAGUAUGGUGUCCAAAGCGGAUGCCGAGGAAGAUGGACAAGGGGUUGUCGUUGAAGCUUGAUUAUGAGGGUAUCUUAAACGCUUGGUCGGAUAAGGGCCCGCUUUUAAUUGCAGAAGAGACCCCUCCACAGACUGUGCCAGACUUGCAUCACGACCAUUAUCAGCAGCAACUACUUGUGCAUGACUCUGCCAAUGUUUUAGUGGAGAGCUGGGGCAGCGUUGGGAAUGAAUGGGCGGUUCCUGAAAUGGUUGAAAGCUUGAAAGUGAUCAAAGUGAAGGAGGAAGAUCAAGAUCAUGAGGGACUAGGCAAAGAUAAUAUUCAUGGUUGGAAGAAAAGGCAGAUGAUGAGAGAAGCAAGCGUGUUGAGAUACAAGGAGAAGAGGCAGAGUAGACUCUUCUCAAAACGUAUCAGAUACGAAGUUCGUAGGCUUAAUGCUGAGAAGCGACCCCGUAUUAAGGGUCGAUUCGUGAAGAUCAUCAGAAGUUGACAAGUCAUCAUCCUCUGUGGAGGUCAUUAACUAUCUUUUGUGUUCAAUAUUUCAGCUCUUUUUUUAUCCGAGGGGAGAAAAAAACUCUUUUCUUUUGAUAUUUGUAAUAGUAUAGCAUAUGCACUGCUAUAUAUAAUAGUGGCAGUACUUCCAAAACAAACACAAAGAGAGGACAAAAAAAUAAACAAAAAAGAAAGAAAGUUGUAGAGAAAA